GGAGGGGAGGGGGGCUAUGUUCCCUCUGCACUUGUCAACAAUAUGGCUCCGUAAACGACGCACUCGUAUCGAAUCGCAUGACCAGAUGUUGCUCGAGACAGCGUACGCAACGAACGCGACGAGCCUCGCUGGUGGUGCGACGGUAUCCUCGCGGCCGACAUAAUCGCUGGUAGAAAGUACAAAGAAUAAGAACGCGAUGCGCGCGAGUUCCUAACCUGGCGAUGACCUGGCGAUCUCCAGCGUUGUGCGGAGUUACCGCGACGUGAAUUCAUUUCUAUCUACGUGAAUUACAUAAAUUCCUCAUAAAAUUCCCUUCUCUCCUAUGUCAUCGAGAACUUCCGAAAUGGCAUGUCCAGAGGAACGACUGAGAAUUUACUUCGUCACAUACAAUGUGGCUACGAAGUUCCCGGAUCCCAGAGAGGAUCUUCAUCAACUUCUGGGUAUUACACCUUGCGACAAAUCAAAGUUGAUGUGGCCGGAUUUAUAUUUCAUCGGUUUACAGGAAGUUAAAUCACAACCACAAAAUUUAAUAUUAGAUUAUAUACUAUUUGAGGAUCCAUGGACUAAAGCCUUUAGAGAUGUGUUGAAGAAGUAUGAUUAUGUAAAAGUACGUUCGCAACGAUUGCAGGGUCUUGUUUUGAAUGUUUUUUGCCUAAGGAAACACUUGACACACUUAAGAUUGAUAGAAACUCAAUAUACUAAGACAGGUUUUGGUGGCAUAUGGGGAAAUAAAGGUGCAGUGAGCAUAAGAAUGAAUACCUAUGGAGUCAGCAUUUGCGUAGUGAACACACAUUUGACUCCUCAUGAUCAUUUGCUAGCUGAUAGAAUAUCAGAUUAUAAUACCAUCGUGACAGAUCACACUUUCACUGCUCCGUUUACAUCGAGAAUAUUAUAUCAUGACUAUAUAUUUUGGAUUGGUGACUUAAAUUUUCGGCUCAACGGAGAGGAAUUAACUGCCACUGAUAUAGAUUUAUUGGUGAAAAAGAAGCAAUUGAAGGAACUUCUUGAAAGAGAUCAGUUGAUGAUGGUAAUGAAGGAGCAACAAGCUUUUGCUGAACUGAAUGAAAGUAACAUUACAUUCCCGCCUACCUACAAAUACGAAUUUGAGUCUCAAGAAUUUGAUCUCAAGCGUAGACCAUCUUGGACCGAUAGGAUUUUAUACAAAGUAAAUGCAGCAGAUAUAUAUGACGAUAUAGAAAUUCACACUGAGCAGCAUACUUACAAGAGCCAUCCUGAUUACAGUGUCUCAGAUCAUAAACCUGUAACUGGAGAAUUUGAUAUCGUGGUCAGACCUAAUGUAGAAGAAAAUAUUGUGGAAUUCCAAGACUGUAUCGUGGAGGAAAAUUUUAUCUCUUACAAACUACAAAGAGAUUUUAUCCCAAGCAAUGGGGACUGGAUAGGUCUCUUUCCUAACGAAUUCUCCAGUCUAGAUGAUUACAUCAUUUACGAAUACGUUAGUCGCGGUAAACCAAUAUCAGUUUCUGACGAACCUCACGCGAACACGGAACGAAUAUCGUACAAUGAUUCGGCGCUUCGUCUGUCAGAAAUGUACUGUUUGGUGUAUGUAGCUCAACGAGGCUAUCUUAUGGAAGUUUUAGGAGUGAGUCCGGAAUUUUCGGGUCCUCAUAGAUCAGUCGAACAGUCUACAUAAAUUUUAUAGCAAAGAAUAAAUUUACUUAAAAAAAAUUCACUUAAAAAGAGCUUACGCAUGAUCGGUAAUUGUAUUGUCAAGAGAUUAAAUACCAAGCUUUAUGCAAUUUUCUAGAUA
Atta colombica is the source of this 1768-nucleotide messenger RNA. RefSeq names its product inositol polyphosphate 5-phosphatase K-like. Gene Ontology annotation, biological process: phosphatidylinositol dephosphorylation. Bases 323 to 1651 code for a protein of 442 amino acids. The transcript has 9 exons. Lineage: Eukaryota; Metazoa; Arthropoda; Insecta; Hymenoptera; Formicidae. The record is from RefSeq and is a predicted model, not a curated record. Gene Ontology annotation, cellular component: cytoplasm; plasma membrane; ruffle. Gene Ontology annotation, molecular function: phosphatidylinositol-4,5-bisphosphate 5-phosphatase activity.